CACAUCUCUCAACAAUAAUAAAAUGUUUUUCUUUUAAUUUUCUCUUCUUCGUUUUCCACACUUUAAACCUUAACAGUGGUGCCAGAGCUUUGCAUCUCCAAUGAGGCAUAAGUUUCCGGGUUCCCGUUGUUGCUUCCGCAAUUCUUCUUAUUAUUUUAGGGUUUGUCUAACCUUCAAGUUAAAAUUUAUUAAUUAAGGGACUUAAUCGUGAUAAGGACUAAAAUUAGGGACGAAAGUGUCAGGAAGAUAAAACUUAUGAACUAAAGCACAAAAAAACCCUAAACGAAGUCGUUUUGGUGUAUGGGCGAAAAACAAAUAUUCUCACUUGCAGAGGAUGGGCGGCAAGAGCAGAGGCCAGAGGGGAUUACUCCCCCUUCCUCCCUCAUCCAUCACUUCUCCUUUCCAUCCCAUGUGAGAAAAACUCGUCUCCUACUUCCACCGCCCUUUUCCUCCUAUCAGAUUGCAAGGUUUGGAGACACAUCAGCUGUCCAUUUCCUCCAUCUCACGCGCUUGGAUCAACUUGCAGGCCGCAGGGAAUCUAGGGGGUGUAGGUACGCGGCAGAUCUAGGGUGAGGAACAGUUGAGAUUGAGAGAAGGUAAUAGGAUGGCUGGGGCUCUCUUUCAAGCUCCUCGAAUUUUGCCUAUAAAAGAAGGUUUUCGGGGAGCAGAAGGGGGGAACGAAGAGGAGAAGAAGAAGACAAACGAAGAAAAAAAAAACAGAGCGUGGAAAAAUGAUUUAGUAAGUUCAGGGAGUACUUGAAUUUUCGGUUUGAGGAAUCGAAGGCAGAAGGGAAGUUCGAAUUCUGUUUCGGGAUCUGAACGUUAUUGCCGACUAUAGGGAUUUUUAGCUUCAGUUCAUUUUAUGUAAAUCACAUACUGAUAUUGGAUUAGAAAUCGAGUUUGUUGUUAAAUUGAUUGUAAUUUUAUUUUGAAAUUGUGAUUGGUGGUUGUUGCUGAUUGAGUAUUCUUUUUUUAAAGGACAUAGAAUAAGUUUUUUUUUUUGAG
Messenger RNA from Rubroshorea leprosula, 1005 nucleotides. NCBI's taxonomy places the organism in Eukaryota, Viridiplantae, Streptophyta, Magnoliopsida, Malvales, Dipterocarpaceae. The record is from the annotation of a GenBank genome assembly.